AUGUCAAAUAAUAGCCUGAGCAACCUCAAUCUGAAUACCAAUCUGCAGUACAUCCAGCCAGAUACAGAGGAGGUUCCAAUUAAUAGCAAACCAGCUGAGAAUGCUGCACCUUCAAGCUCUGGUAAUGGUGCCGCUGGCGGAGCUUCGUCUUUCUUCACAUCAUUCACCACUCCCAAGGUCGAUCUCUCUUCGGCUUUCAAGCCCUUUGCUCAGAAUGCUUCCACAGGGAACAACAAGGUGAAAGAACGUCAAUAUACCGGAGGGGACACCUUGGACGAGCCGGUUUGGCACACACUCCGUAGAGACCUUGCUCAGAUCGGUAAGCGUGUGGCCAUUGUGGUAUGGCCAAUUCAAUUACAGUCCCUUGCUUCCAAACAACAGCUGAGACUCAUCGAUUUUGCGCAAAGCAACGGAGUUCAGAUUCCUGACCUGAUCCUAAACAGUAGGAUGAGACCAGCUGGUAGAAAUAAUAACCUGAAUGGCAGCAAUAACUUCGACGAAGAUGAUUUCGAAAUAAACGAUGAAGACGAAGACGAGGAGGCUAACGUUGCAUUUGAAGACACCACUGCUGCAUUGAUCAAGAAUAAUUUGGACUGGGAUUUGUGGGGUCCAUUGAUCUUCUCACUUGUGUACUCUGUGUCGUUGGGACUUGCUUCUCCCAACCUGCAAACCAACCAGGUGUUCUCGGGUACUUUCAGUUUCAUCUGGCUCUUUUCGCUUGCAAUUGGGUUGAACAUCCAGUUACUUGGAGGUAAUAUUUCAUUCAUGUCGGCCAUCAGUGCGAGCGGGUACUCGUUGUUCCCUAUUGUAGUGGGGAGCUUAUUGUGUUCGUUGAUAAUCAAGUGGAAGUUGAUCAGGCUCGCUAUGAUGGUGGUAUUGUGUGCAUGGAGUAUAUAUUCUGGUGUUUUGAGCUUAAAGUGCUCCGGAGUUUUACCAGGAAGAGUCUUAUUGGCUAUUUACCCAAUAGGUUUGAUGUACGCUGUAUUGGGAUGGUUGUGCGUGAUAACGUAG
Messenger RNA from Dujonia railenensis, 1011 nucleotides. Lineage: Eukaryota; Fungi; Ascomycota; Pichiomycetes; Serinales; Debaryomycetaceae. The record is from the annotation of a GenBank genome assembly.